Xenopus tropicalis (tropical clawed frog) is the source of this 5020-nucleotide messenger RNA. It is a transcript of the gene pcdh20, whose product is annotated as protocadherin 20. Gene Ontology annotation, biological process: homophilic cell-cell adhesion; cell adhesion. NCBI's taxonomy places the organism in Eukaryota, Metazoa, Chordata, Amphibia, Anura, Pipidae. Gene Ontology annotation, molecular function: calcium ion binding. The record is from RefSeq and is marked provisional. Gene Ontology annotation, cellular component: membrane; plasma membrane.
CGGGAUUAAACUACCAAGGGAAUGAGAGGAUCACACACACGGCAGGGGAAAGCUGCUCUCGCACAGCGACUGUCUGAGCCUGGAUAUGGGGCAGCACAGCAGCCCGCUCAGGGUCAUUCUCCAAACUGCUCAGCACUUGUUGUUUCUGUGGCUGCUCGCUCACGUCAGGGGAUCUCUCUUCAGUUUGGCGAGUAACAGCAGGGCCACGGAAUUGCUUUACACGCUGCAAGAAGGCUUGCCUAAGGGAGUUCAUAUAGGAAGCAUUGGGGACGAUCUGCAGCUGGAUGUCUUUGCUGAUCCUCCUCUGUCAUUCAGCCUGGCAUCAAAGGGGCUGAGUGAGAAGUACGUGAAUCUCAAUAACAGCACAGGCGAGCUGUGCACAUCAUCCGAGGAGCUUGACAGGGAAGCUCUCUGCCCACAUUCACUGGUUGCUCAGGAGUGUGUGCUGCUUCUUGAUAUAAUCAUUUUGCCUCAGGAAUAUUUCAGACUUAUCAAAGUUAAGAUUGCCAUCAUUGACAUCAAUGACAAUGCUCCACAUUUCCCUGUGCCACAGAUUUAUAUUUCAGUCCCAGAAAAUGCUCCCGUUAACACGCGGAUAGUUAUAGAGCACCCAGCUUAUGACCCUGAUGGUGGAACGAAUGGGGUCCAGACUUACAGGCUGGUGGAUUACCAUGGUGUCUUCACACUUGAUGUUGAGGAGAAUGAGAGUGGGGAGAGGACACCCUACCUUAUUAUCAUGGGCCCUUUGGACAGAGAAACGAAAGCUGAGUAUGAAACCACAAUUAUUGCAGAAGACGGGGGUAGUCCUCCACUCGUGGGGUCUGCCACACUGUCUAUACUGAUUAGCGAUGUAAAUGACAACUGCCCCCAAUUCAAUGCAUCUCAGAUUAAUGCAACUCUGUAUGGGAAUUCCACUAUAGGGACACAAGUUGUUACAGUGCAUGCCAUGGAUAGAGACUUAGGUCCCAAUGCUCUGAUAACAUAUGCCUUCAGUGAAAGGGUGCCACAGGCAGUAAAGGAAUACUUCCACCUGGAUGAGCUGAAAGGGAUUAUAAAACUUUCAAAGAGAAUUGACGGAAGCACUGUCCAGCAGCAUAAAUUAACAAUACUUGCCAAUGGUCCGGGCUGCAUUCCAGCUGUGAUUACUGUAUUCAUUUCCAUAAAUAAAAUCACUUUCAGGCCCCCGGAGCUCAUACCUCGAUAUAUUGCUAAUGAGGAAAACGGUGUUAUCUACCUGAAGGAAUUGGAGCCUGUCCAUUCUCCACUUGCGUUUUUUACCAUAAAAGACCCGGAUGAAAAAUAUCAAGUGAAUUGCUACCUAGAAGGACAAGGGCCAUUUAGACUUUCUGCAUUUAAGCCAUAUAAUAAUGAAUAUUUGCUAGAAACAACAGAUGCACUAGACUAUGAGCUGAAACAGUCCUAUAACAUAGCAGUGGUUGCACUUAGUCGGGAUGGGCAUCAGGUUAAAAAGCUUCUAAAAGUCCAAAUUCUGGAUGAGAAUGACAAUUCCCCUGUUUUCACAGAAUCUACUGUAGAGAUAACUAUUGAAGAAAACAAUGAGCCCAACGCAUUUCUGGCUAAACUUUAUGCCACAGAUGCUGACAGUAAUGAAAGUGGUCAGGUAUCUUAUUUUCUAGGGCCAGAUGCACCUUCCUACUUUACUUUAGAUAGCGUGACAGGCAUUCUUUCAGUUUCUACCAUAUUGGAUCGAGAGGAAAAAGAAAAAUACAGGUUUACAGUAAAAGCAAGAGAUGCUGGCUUUCCUUCGAGGGAAUCUGUUGCUACAGUUCAUAUCACGGUGCUAGAUAAAAAUGACAAUAAUCCUCGUUUUAUCAGCAAAGAUUUCAGUUUUUUCGUGCCUGAAAAUUUUCCAGGAUUUGGUGAAAUUGGAGUAAUUAGUGUCACAGAUGCUGACUCUGGGCAGAAUGGAUGGAUAGCUCUAUCUAUAGUGAAUGGAAGUGAUAUUUUUGUUAUUGACAAUGGCAAAGGACUGCUAAGGGCCAAGGUUUCUCUGGACAGGGAGCAACAGAGCUCCUAUACUCUUUGGGUUGAAGCUGUUGAUGGUGGGGACCCUACAUUGUCUUCUACAGCUAAAAUAACAAUCUUGCUUUUGGAUGUUAAUGAUAACCCACCAAUGGUCCUCUUCCCUCAGUCCAAUAUGUCAUAUCUACUUGUUCUACCCUCCACUCUCCCAGGUUCACCUGUCACAGAAGUUUAUGCUGUUGAUAAAGACACAGGCAUGAAUGCUGUUAUUGCCUACAGUAUCAUAGGUCGACGGGGACCCAAACCAGAAUCAUUUAGGAUUGACCCCAUAACAGGCAACAUCACUUUGGAGGAGGCACUUAUGAUUAAUGACUGUGGAUUGUACAGGUUAUUAGUAAAAGUUAGUGACCAUGGCUACCCAGAACCGCUCUUUUCCACAGUAAUGGUAAAUCUCUUUGUUAAUGACACUGUCACUAAUGAAAGUUAUAUUGAGACCUUACUGAAAAAGGAGCCUGAUAUCAAUAUAGAAGAAAAAGAGCCACAAAUAGCAAUGGAGCCGUCCCAGAAAGAGAUGGAAAGUGAUUCAUGCACACCGACAUUGGUUACUCUGUCAAUAAUAUGCCUGGGCUCUGUCAUUUUGGUCACUUUGAUGGGGAUGUACAUCUGCUUAAGAAAAGGUAAAAAUGACCACAGAAUAAAUGAGAACGCAGAAGUUCAAAUUCCAUUAAACAGGAAAAUAGACUUCCAUAUGCUGGAAAAGAGGCCAAUAGAGAUUUCUAAUAUUUAAUAUUGUCACGCAAAGAGUGAAACUCUGGAGUCUUAAAGAGGAAAUAUGACACAAUGUGUUGAUAGGUGUUGUUAUGAAGGACCACUAAUUUAUACCUUAUGUAGAUAUACAUAUGUAAAUAGCACCUUCUAGCUUUUUUAAAGCAAAUAUUCGUACAACUAUGUAAAUAUUUUUUUAAGACUUAAUGUAAAGCUGUUAUCCCAUACAAAGCUAUUUGGCUUGUGUUGAGCAUUUUCCCUACUGUUGUUUUAACUAAAGAAUCUACAGAUUUUGUUAUCAUCUGUUAUAUUUAACUAAAGGUGAGGUUUACCUAAAAUCUAACUUUAUAGGCCAUAUUUAAUGUACGCAUGCUCCAAAAAGCCUAUACAGGUGAACUGGGUAUUGCUGUAUGUUACAGAUAAUUGAAAGCAGAGCAACUAGCUCAUCACAAAUGAUAAAUAGGAUCUUGCAAGCAAGAAAUCUAUGCAGUUUUGCUAUUCCUUCUUUUCCUUCAAUUUGCAAAGUGUCAAACUUGGAAUUUAAAAUGCUGUCUGGGUUUAUAGGGCCAGUAGUUGUGACAUCCUGAUUUCUUGUGAGGCUAGCUUUGUACUAAUAUUAUUAUUACUAUAUUAUCCUUAUUCCUUGCCUUUAUAUUCAGCCCCUUUUAUUCUUUGAUUUAAACCCAUGCUACGUUGCUGGAGUCAGUGAUGCUAGCAACAGCAUAGCAAUGUAAGACAGUAAUGUAAUUCAGUUUAUCAAGUUUUAGCAGCUUUGGUAAACCAUAGCUUUCAAAAAACAGACAGCAGUUAUUGGUUUAAAGAUCAAACAUCUGAUUGGGUUGUUGUGCAUCACUUGACCUAAUACAAAAUUUUUGUCUGGCUUUUAUUAUAUUGUGUUUUAAAGGAAAACAAUAACCCUGAAAAUUGAAUAAUAUUUCAACCCUUAAAACACUGCUUUUUUGAAAUAAGCAAUUUUCAUAAAAAUGUAUUUUCUAAUAGUAUGUGCCAUUGGAUAAUCCUAAAUAGAAAAACUGCCAUUUUAAAUACGUAGGGCCGCCCCCCUGGCUUAUAUGACUUGUCUUCACUCACAAACCCAGGACACACACACAUGCUAGGUUACAUCAGCCAAUGAUGGGACAGGGCUGCAUUUAGAUGGAUAGACAGAGUACAUCCUUAUUAUAUUCCCAUAUAUUGAGCAUAUAUGGAACAUAGGAGUUUUUGUUUUUCAGUCAUGGAGGGCAAUGGUGGUGCAAGUUUCUCUUUUAUAAAUUACAAUCCAGCAGGGGCCCCAGUUUAAAUGCGCAAUGCAAAUUAUUUUUUUAAUAAAUUCUUAUUAUACACUACAUAUUCGAGAUGCAAUUUUCACAUUCUAUAUUUUUAGGAAACCCAGAAAAAGAUUGACAUGCUAAGUCUGUAUAAUGUAUUAUACCUCAGAUUAAAAGUAAUGACUUAGGAAAUGUAACGCAUUUUUUCAUAUUGAAGCAACACUACAUCUAUCCAUUUGCUAUAAAGGAACUCUCACUCUUAUAUGUCAUUGAUACAGUGUGUGAAUGUAAAGACUUCACAUAAUAUUUAUAGAGGUAAAGCUGAUUUCUUGGUUAAAUAUGCACUUACUGGACAAUCACAUCAUGUAAUGGAAUCAGUGUAAAUAUCACUUUUUUAAAUUUAACAUUCAAGAUCACUUUUUAUUCAAAUAUCCGUAUCUCUUUAAUUAUCUUUUUCACUGGGGUAUAUAUAAAUAUAUAUAACUAUGGAAGAAUGAGAAAGGACAGUAUUUAUUUUGUUUAGCCAAAAUGCCUUUGUCAGUUAUUUUGCUGUGUCGAGAUGGGAUUCAGAAAGCAUUACUUUUAAGGAAGGGGCAGGUUUUAUCUAGCUGCUUUGUCCCCAAAGAGCAGUAGUUUUAUUUUUAGAAGUAAUUUAAAUGCCCCAUGUUUAUGGAAGGGUGCACCAUAGUUCGCUAGAGGAGAACUCCAGAGCUCAAUUUAUUUGAAUUGGACUGUAGAUUUUUCUUCUGGUGAAUUGUCUCUUCACACACUAAUAAAUAUGACCACUGGCAUAUAAAAAGACUUUAAUAAGAAUAGUGGUUAAUUCCUCUGGUUUUAAGAUUGUUAGCGCACAUACAGAAGGUUUUAGUAUUGUGUGUAUAGCUUACUAACAGACCGGUAAGCAAAUGCUUCAGAAUGAAUCCAAGAUUUCCAGCAUCAUGUCUGUAUAGUACCAAAAUGUAUUUCUAUGUCUUUAAAUUAAAGCUAUAUAUAUUUUUUCAUAAAAA